Molecule: messenger RNA, 1419 nt
Organism: Lucilia cuprina (Australian sheep blowfly)
Lineage: Eukaryota; Metazoa; Arthropoda; Insecta; Diptera; Calliphoridae
Product: rho GTPase-activating protein gacF-like
Exons: 3
Coding region: 1-1419 (472 amino acids)
Source: RefSeq, a predicted model, not a curated record
AUGAGGGCGACAUUAAUAUAUUUAGCGCCUUUUUUGCAACCGUGUAAGAAUGUUGUUACAAACACAACAGCAACAACAACGACACGAGCCCAGUCAAAAACAUCUCAAAGUAAGGGUAAUGAACAAGAUAUAGCAGCAACAACAACGACAUCAACAACAACAGCAGCAGCGACAGUAGUAUUACAGCAACAGACACAUGUGGCCCGUAAUCGUCUGAAUAGCAGUCGUAAUAAUCAUAAUAAUGCUAUAAAUUCGAAUAGCACUAACAUUAACAACAACAAAAGCAACAACAGCAGUAGUAGUAGCAGACCUUGUUGCAGUAAUACUCCCAAACUGACUACACCAGCCAAGAGUUGUAGCCAACAGGAGGAGUGUGUUUGUAUAAUGACUAGCAUGAGUAGCAGUUGUACUAAUACUACAAGUAGUAGCAGCUGUUGUCAUAAUACUAUACAACAACAACAGGAACAAGAAUUACAAGUAAGAUCAGAAUACCAGGAAGAAAAGCAGGUUAAGGAGCACAAUUUACAACAAAAGGAUAAAUAUUAUAAAAAUUAUGAAAUGCCUGCAUUAGAGACCACAACAACGAUAAAACCAACAACAACAAAACUGCAAUACGCCUCUAAUAAUAAAACAAGACAACAGCAGCAACAGAAAGAACACCUUAAAGAAGUUAGACCCUCGUCAUCAGCAACAACUUCUUCAACAUCAUUAUCAUCAUCAUCAUCUCUAUCAACCUCAUUUGUAAACUAUGCGAACAAUCGUAGUACAAAACAUUUACGAGAACGUGGUCGUAGAAAUCUACUACAAUUACAACAACAGGAGCCGUCUCUAAAACAAAAAACACAUGAAACAAAAACACAAUCAUGUUCUACAACAUCACCAUCUUCUUCAUUAUCAUCAUCUUUAAUAUUAACAAAUCCUUCGUAUACAACGAUAUUAAAUAAGGAAUGUAGGUGCUUUAAACAAUAUAAUCGUGAUACUAUUGGCAGCGAAUGUAAUUUAGAACAAAAGAAUUUGGAUAUAAUUGGUGUGGGAGCAGCAACAUCGUCAUCAUCAUCUAUAACACUUAGUGAUAUUGUUGAUUGUAAGAUCAUUGCUGAUGAUGGCGUUACCUUAAGUUCAUCCUCAUUAUUUGGCAAUUUAUGCCAAUUGCUCUACGGCUGUUCCAAUAACUUGAAUAAAACGGUUGCGGUUUCAAAGUGGUUGUUUAUGUGGCUGUUAUUUAUAAUGCUGUCAACAUCAGCUCAUUGUUGGGCGGGACGUAAUGAUGUCGUUCGUCAUCAUCAUCAUCCUCGUAGUCGUUGUCGUCGUCGUAUUUGUCGUUUUACACAACAACCCUUUUUAUUCAUUAAUAAAAGAUUUCAAUUAAAUGAUAUUGAACGAAAGGAACAAAAUAACAGCAACAACUGUAAACGUUAG